CUGUCUCCCAGUCACGACAGGGUGAAUCUUUCACAGAAUUUCUGCAGCCGAUGGAUAUAAAAAGACAACCCCUUGAUGGCAAACUGGGUCAUUCACAACGCGAAAUAUGUUCCGAUAUCUGUUGAUUGUUAGCAUUGCCUGCUCAGCUCUUGCGGAUGAGUCACUAUCCGGUCGUAUAGUUGGUGGUCUGCAGGCUGGCGGUGGCCAGUUUCCAUUCCAAGCCUCACUCCGUAACCUGAGAAACGUUCACACCUGCGGUGCAGUCAUCAUUGGGGACCGCUGGCUACUGACGGCCGCCCAUUGUACCAUCGGACGCCAGGCGUACGAGCUACGUGCCGUGCUGGGAUCGAUCGAUCGGACCAAUGGUGGAGAAAGCUACAACUUUGCGCAGAUUAUCGAACAUCCUGACUUCAACGAAGUUACGCUGGAAAAUGACAUCGCUCUUCUGCAGACGGCUUAUAAGAUCGAGAUGAGCUCCAUGGUUCAGCCGAUCAGGAUGGGUGACUCACUGGUGUCGGAGGCAGCGAUUGGAACGAUUUGUGGAUGGGGAUCAACCAGCUACGGUUCGACGGCGUCUAUUAUGUUGCAGUACAUGGAAGUCAGGACGCUGAACAACGACGAGUGUAGACUGAGACAUGGCUGGCUGAACCGGUCAAAGGUUCACGAUAGCUGCAUUUGUACGUACUCGAAGGUAGGACAGGGAACAUGCAUGGGUGACUCAGGAAGCGCUCUAAUUGUGAACGGUGCUCUGGAGGGACUUGUUUCAUGGGGAGUUCCUUGCGCUGCCGGUAUGCCUGAUGUCUACACCAGAGUUGCCUCGCACCGCGCAUGGGUAUUGCGUACAACUGGUUUGUAAUAGCAGAGGAUUUUAGAAUUAUAUUUCCAAACAGUUUAUGUGCAGGUUCAAUUACAGAGGUCAAUUAUAGAUAAA
Molecule: messenger RNA, 931 nt
Organism: Aedes albopictus (Asian tiger mosquito)
Lineage: Eukaryota; Metazoa; Arthropoda; Insecta; Diptera; Culicidae
Product: chymotrypsin-2-like
Exons: 2
Coding region: 107-856 (249 amino acids)
Biological process (GO): proteolysis
Molecular function (GO): serine-type endopeptidase activity
Source: RefSeq, a predicted model, not a curated record